CGUCUACUGUGUGCUAACAAUACGACACUUUCAAUGUUGCGAUCUAUUUGCAAUGUUUACAAAACAAUCAGCGCAGAAAGAUAUCUCAGAAAAUCUCCUAAUUUUGUGAUUAGCAUCCGGACGGUAACUAACCAAGUUCCCCGAAUUUCUGAACUUUUUCCGGUAAUUACCGUGAUAAUGUUUUGCAAAAAAUCUCGGUCGGUUGAUAAUGUAUCACGUUAUGGGUCCAAGACUAUUGAUAGAUACUUUACGCCCAAAUUACAGAAGGAUAUCAAUAAUAAUUGCCAGCCGAGAUUUAAAGAUGCGGAAGAAGUUGAUUAUUAUCCGAAUUGUGAUACUUCCGUUUGGAUGCGAUCUUGUGAGAAGGAAGUUAUUGAGCCGAUUUUUGGAAAGACGACUGGUGUGAUUCCUAAAUGGCUUAAAGGAACUUUGCUAAGAAAUGGACCGGGGAAUUUAAAAGUUGGGGAUUAUGAAUUCGAUCACUUGUUUGACAGCUCUGCGUUGUUACACAGGUUCCACAUUUCCGAUGGAAAAGCGACAUACCAAAGGCGCUUCAUCCAAACAGACGUUUACAAAAGAAACCAACAAGCCCAAAGAAUCGUCUUGACGGAAUUUGGAACAAAAGCAGCUCCAGAUCCUUGCCAAAGUAUCUUCCAUCGAGUUUCUGCUAUUUUUAACCCAGCAGACAACGCAUCAGACAACACAAUGAUAUCCGUUUACCCUUUCGACGAUGAGUUCUACACAUUUACCGAAUUCCCCGUGGUCCACAAAAUCGACCCAGUAACUUUAGAAACCAAAAAUAAGGUCAACAUCUCGAAACACGUGGGUAUUGUAAACCACACAUCGCACCCACAUGUGGCCAAAGAUGGGACUGUUUACAAUGUGGGACUCCAUGUUGGUUCCAAGGGUCCAGAAUACAGUGUCAUCAAGUUCCCAAUUGCUCGGAACGCUGACAAAUCGAUGUUCGACCAAGCCGAGAUAGUUGGUAACGUCCCUGCUAGAUGGCCCAUGAAUCCAUCCUACAUGCACACUUUUGGAAUUACCGAUAAUUACUUCAUUAUCAUCGAGCAGCCGCUGGCUAUUUCAUUCACCAAGAUGGUCAAGUGUCAUUUGAUGAACCAGCCGCUUUGCACUUGUCUCAAGUGGCAUGAUGAUCAAAAUACGCUUAUUCAUCUGAUAUCAAGAACCGACGGGAAAUUAAAAAGAACAUUUACCGCUGAAAAAUUCUUUUUCUUCCACACUAUAAAUCAAUUUGAAACGCUUGAUAAAGAUUACAUUGUUCUUGAUUUGUGCUGCUACAAAGACGCUAAAAUGCUUGACUGCAUGUACAUAGAAUCGAUUAAGAAUAUGCACAAAAAUCCUAAUUACGCUGAAUUGUUCCGCGGACGACCUUUGAGAUUCAUUUUACCAAUUGGAAAAGAUGAACAUAGUCAGGAUAACUUAAUUAAGAUUGAAUUUGUGCACCAAACUCUCAAUUCUAAUGACAACAACAAUUUUAACAUUAAAGACACAAAGGAUAUGUUAAGCCGCAAAGCAUCAGCUUAUAAACUUCCCGACGGUAAAAUUUUCGUAAAACCAGAACUAAUUUGCGAUCUGGGUUGCGAAACUCCAAGGUUCAAUUAUAAGCUUCUCGGCAAAGAGUAUCGUUAUUUUUACGCUAUUUCCAGCGAUGUUGAUCUUGAUAAUCCUGGAACGGUUAUAAAGGUCGAUACUGCAACCAAAACUCGGGUUACUUGGAGCGAAAAAGGUCUCUAUCCAAGCGAGCCAAUUUUUGUCCCAAAUCCUGAAGGACAGGAUGAAGAUGACGGAGUUAUCGUCAGCGCAGCUGUUUUUGGGAAGAGCAAUGAGUCUGAAGUGUGUUUGAUAAUUAUAAAUGCAAAAACAAUGAAGGAAAUCAGCAGAACUGUGUUUUCCACUCCCGGGCCAGUUCCUAAAUGCUUGCACGGGUGGUUUUCUAUGGACAAAUAA
This is a messenger RNA of Cotesia congregata, 1968 nucleotides long. The record is from the annotation of a GenBank genome assembly. Lineage: Eukaryota; Metazoa; Arthropoda; Insecta; Hymenoptera; Braconidae.